Molecule: messenger RNA, 6797 nt
Organism: Hemibagrus wyckioides
Lineage: Eukaryota; Metazoa; Chordata; Actinopteri; Siluriformes; Bagridae
Gene: znf532
Product: zinc finger protein 532
Exons: 9
Coding region: 1137-5000 (1287 amino acids)
Source: RefSeq, a predicted model, not a curated record
UUGUCAGGGUCCCUGACUGAAUUUUGUCAGGCUGUGUCGCUUUAUCUGAUCUCAGGCAUCUGAUUUUUAUGGUAGCUUUGCUUGCUGGAUCAUUUGAAGGCCUUAAGCCUUUUUCCUCUCAUUUCUCCAUCAUAACCUCAUUUUUUUGCCGUCUUUGUAACGUGUUUGUGAGUGUGAGUGGAUGAAUGUGUGUAUGGAGGAGAAGGAAAUGGAGAAGGAGGAGGAGGAGGAGGAGGAGGAGGGAGAAGGCCAUUUUGGCCCUGCCGGUGCAGAGCGUGCAGAUGUUAAUAACAGUAAUGGAGGACAGGCUGGCUGCUGUGAGCUCCACCACUAGAAUGCAGGCAGCAGUGGGAUUAGCGCUGGUGGCUAACCUGAAUAGCCCAUCCUCAUCUUUCUGAAUUUGAUCUUUUCUCCGUACCAUGGGAUUUUUCGUGUCACAACACGAUUUAUGAGGAUGUUUGGCCAAAACUGCUUGUGUUCCUUCACAAUAUAACGGUUAAACCAGAUUAAACCAGUUUCAUCUAUCUAGGUUAAUAUAUUUUUAUGUUACACCAGUACACUGUACAUAUCAUUUAGAAACCAGACACCAUGAUGUGUAGAUUAUUGGUUAGAAGCGGAGCUAGUGUUACCCCAAAGUCAAUUAUUUUUCUACAUGCGUUCAUACAUUCUCUUAUACUGCAUCAACGUGCCAACAAUCCUUUAAUAGUUAAUAGGUCAGGGAAUGUCUACAAAACAAGUUCCUGUUGUCACUUACAUUAUAGCAGCUAUAAACAGUCGUUUCCUCAGCAGACUAUAUCUCUUUACUUCAAUUUAUUGAAAACAAAAACCAAGCUUGUUGCAUUACCAGGAAACUGAGAAGUGUAAAGACGUCUGUGCGUAAGAUGUCAGAAAAUUAUCUGUUACAAAGCGCUGACACUGGAGACUCCUUCCAUAAAUGCAGAAAGUCUCAUUAUUCAUUUUUUAAUUCAUCUGUAACGUGGAUCAUCUGCUAAACGAGUCCUCUGAGAAUGAACUGUUACUAUAGAAUGUAUUUAUAAUGAAUCAACACUUUCUGACCAAUCACAAUCCAGAAUGCAGCAUGCAGUACAUCCAAUAGCCAGUGCUAAUACAGGGUUUUAGCUCAUAUCCAUAAGACCAUGGGCGACAUGAAAACCCCGGACUUCGAUGAUCUACUUGCGGCCUUUGACAUUCCUGAUAUGGUCGACCCCAAGGCCGCUAUCGAAUCCGGCCACGAUGACCACGAGGGGCAGCUCAAACCAAACAUCCACCAUGAUGAGGACUCCCACGUUCCCUCAACACCAGAUGUCGGAGUGAGCGUUAUUGUCAAGAAUGUUCGAAACAUCGAUGCUAAUGAUCACUCGCUUUCAGACAAAGAGAUCCAUUCGUCAGUCGGAAACGGAAUACACAACGGGUUCUUGGCCAUGUCGCCUAACAACAGGUUUAGCAAAGAUGGCGACAAGCAUCAAAAAGGUGGAAAUCAUGGAACAGAAGUAACUGGCUCCAGGUAUAACCAGUUUAGCCCCAUUUCCAGUGCUGACGAGUUUGAUGAUGAUGACAAGAUUGAAGUAGAUGACCCUUUGGACAGGCAAAACAAUUUACCUUGUUUCAGACCAAAUCCUCUUACAGGACUUAGUUCUAAGCGUGAGGAGCUUCAUUCUAAUCUUUCAGGCAAUGGUCCAUCUAAGAUGGGAACUAAUGGCAGUUACAACCAUUCAAAAACUGGAAACACUAAUACCAAUGGUACUUUAGGAAACCCAAAUGCCUAUGAUCCUCCAAAACUAAGAAAAACAGAGGACCAAGUCAAAGAGGUACUCAAUGGCCAAGAUGGGAAAGAAGGAAGGGAGCCAGUUGUUGGGUUGAGUAUGUCCAACCUGUCUCAAGCCAAGGCUAAAUCAUCUGCCAAGCUCUCAUCCUGCAUUGCUGCUAUUGCUGCUCUUAGUGCAAAAAAGGCCAGCACGGACUUGACAGCUGCUGAACCCACUGUCAAUAAUCAGGACUCUCCAAAAGAGGCUAAGGAGAGUCCAAAAAUGACAGAAAAAAUCCCAGAGCAAGAGUCAGCCCUGGAGCUUUCCAAGAAAAUGCUUUCCAAACAGCCAGAGAGUCCUUGUAGUGUUACCAGCGAGAACAGCAGCAAGGGGUCUCCCUCAUCCCCUGCGGGAUCCACCCCUGUCAUUCCCAAAGUGCGUAUUAAAACCAUCAAGACGUCUUCAGGCCAGAUCAAGAGGACUGUCACCAGGGUACUGCCAGAGUUUGACCCUGAAGGUCUGAAGAAGGGUAUCGACUCGGGAUCCAUUGUGGUAUCUUCCUUCUUGUCUUCUCCCACAUCAAACUCUGUUUUGUCAUCUCCUACCCGAACAGCACUCCCUACCACUGUGGUGGCCACUUCUGGAGGUUCAACCAUUGAAGUCACGAAGCAAAUGACCAUCAAGCCUGUUGCUACUGCCUUUCUACCAGUGUCUGCAGUAAAAACUGCUGGUUCCCAGGUAAUUAACUUAAAAUUGGCAAACAAUACAACAGUAAAAGCCACGGUCAUACCUGCUGCAUCUGUUCAAAGUGCCAGCAAUGCCAUCCUCAAAGCUGCCAAUGCUAUUCAGCAACAAACUGUUGUGGUACCUGCUUCCAGCCUUGCCAACACCAAACUUGUGCCAAAGACUCUUCAUCUUACCAACUUGAACCUUCUUCCUCAAGCUACAUCAGCUUCCGAACUCCACCAGGUUUUGUCCAAACCCCAGCAACCCAUCAAACAAGCCAUGAUGGCUAGUCAACCUCCUAAGAAAGUGUCCCGUGUGCAGGUGCUGGCCAGUUCUCAGAGUUCAGUUGUCGAGGCCUUCAACAAAGUCUUGAGCAGCAUCAACCCUGUGCCGGUGUAUGUCCCAAACCUGUGCCCUCCCUCCUCAGCAUGUAUUUCUUUACCGUCCCGUGGCUAUAAAUGCCUUGAGUGUGGUGACUCCUUUGCUCUCGAGAAAAGUCUAACUCAACAUUAUGAGAGAAGAAGUGUUCGUAUUGAAGUUACAUGCAACCACUGCUCCAAGAACUUGGUCUUUUACAACAAGUGCAGUCUUCUAUCCCAUGCCAGAGGCCACAAGGACAAAGGUGUGGUCAUGCAGUGUUCCCACCUUAUCUUAAAGCCCAUCCCUGCGGAUCAGAUGAUCUUGGCCCCAUCUGUGACCUCUAGUGCCCCCAUUUCAACUACAGGUCAUGGUUCUUCUACAGGAAAUCAAGGGAAAAGUGAAACAACAGUGAUCUCGGCACCUUCUUCUGUGCCUGUAGUGGCUGCCAUGCCCCUAGAUGAAGAUGUUUCCCGAGUGUGUCGAUCGAAUCUCAAGUGCUUGGAGUGUAACGAGCUGUUUCAGGAUGAGUCGUCUCUGGCCAUGCACUAUCAACAGGCUGCUGAGUCAAGUGGACAAAAAUCCUGCACCAUCUGCCAAAUGCUGCUGCCAAACCAGUGCAGCUUCGCCUCUCAUCAGCGAAUCCAUCAGCACAAGUCUCCGUACAUCUGCCCAGAGUGCGGCGCCAUCUGUCGCUCCGUCCAUUUCCAAUCCCAUGUCACCAAGAACUGCCUGCACUACACGCGCCGAGUGGGCUACCGGUGUGUCCACUGUAGCGUGAUCUUUGCUGACGUCGCUGCUCUUAAGUCACAUACCCAGGGCUCGCACUGUGAGAUCUUCUACAAAUGCCCUAUCUGCCCCAUGGCCUUCAAAUCUGCCCCGGGAACUCACUCGCAUGCCUACACUCAGCACCCGGGUGUGAAGAUUGGAGAGCCCAAGUUGAUCUACAAGUGCUCUAUGUGUGAUACCGUCUUCACCCAGCAGAUUCUGCUCUACACACACUUUGACCAGCAUCUUUCCAGUCAGAAAGUGUCUGUGUUCAAGUGUCCGGACUGCUCCAUGCACUACGCCCAGAAGCAGCUCAUGCUAGAUCAUAUUAAGUCGACACACGGGACACUUAAGACCAUCGACGGUCCCCCGAACCUCGGCAUUAACCUCCCGCUCAGUAGCAAGCCCAUCAACUCCCUGACCCCCAAUUCCAACAGCAAAGACUCAGCUCCCCUAAACAGCCUGGACAAGGAGGGCAAGAAGCCCUCGUCUCCAGUGAAGAAAACCGCCAAAGGGACAGACGACCGACACAAAAAACCUGUCUCGUCCUCCAUGUUGUCCUCGGGUCCUGGCUGGACGUGUAAGGAGUGCGAUCGGCUAUUCACACAGAGAGAAGUCUUCAUUGCUCACAUGAAGAGAGAGCAUGGGAAGCAGCUGAAGAAGCAUCCGUGUCGUCAGUGCGAGAAGUCGUUCAGUUCCUCACACAGUCUCUGCAGACAUAAUCGCAUCAAACAUAAAGGCGUCCGAAAAGUUUACUCCUGUCCUCACUGUUCGGACUCCAAACGCACUUUCACCAAGAGGCUGCUGCUGGAGAAACACAUCCAGCUGAUACACGGCAUGAAGGAGGCGGAGAGAAGGUCAGCGCUGGAGUCCAGCAGCACGGAGGAGGCCGCUGUUAAAGAGCAGGUACGCAGCCCCAAACGAAAGCUCAACUCUGAUGGCGAGGACGCCGAAGAAGAGGAAGAGGAAGAAGAUGAGGAAGAGCGCCGUGAGGGAAUCCCCAGCCACGAGCGCACGGCCUCCUCGUGCCCUCAGCCCAUGAAGAAGCUGAAGGUGAGCGUGUUAAAGACUCACAGAUGUGCCGUGUGCACCUUCUCCACCACCGAGCUGCCAAUCUUCCAGAAACAUCUCCCGUCGCACAAGACGGACGGCUCGUCGCACCAGUGCUCCGAGUGCGGCCUGUGCUACACGUCGCGCCACUCGCUCGCGCGCCACCUCUUCAUUGUGCACAAGAUGAAGGAGCCUCCGAACUCCGAGCAGCAGGAGAACGCUCCCAACGUGCCGGACACGCAGUGCAGGGUGUGCGGCAAGACGUUCGACACAGAGCCUGCUCUAAACACACACAUGCGCACGCACGGCAUGGCCUUCAUAAAAUCCAAGAGACUGAGCGCGGCUGAGAAGUGACACUCCAAUCUCAAACGCUAAUACAGAGCCUCAUUUGGGACAGAACCCACCUUCAUAAUCAGAGACACUGAGAUAUGGAAGCAGGGAUAAACCUGGAAAAACAGGGAAAAAAGGACGUGCGGAAAAACACGGCCUUAAACACGUACGCGCACAUGCGGGGAAACACCCGGCUAUUUUUUUUCACUGAAACAUGUGGAUAGAAGGUGGACCACAGAGACGUUCUCCGUCUCCUUCCUGCAUCUCUGUACGCCUCACGUAUAUACGACUUCUAUAUAAAUACACAUAUCUAUGAGAAAUGUAUAAAUAUAAAUAAGCACACUUGUGUGUUUGAGGAGAUGUAAUAUAUUGAAAGUGGAAUUAUGUGUAUUUAAAUAUCUAUGAAAAAGGCAUUUUGUACACUUUAUGAUAGAUGUUUGUAUGGAUGUCUGAUAGAUCUUUUUAUACGGCAGAAGUUUUAUUUUCUAUUAGACCCGUCUCGUCCUUGUGUUCUCCAACCAGCCAGAGCUAGUCGUCGUCUCCAGGGUCCGGACCCGUCCACUCGGAUUAAGCUGGAAUUCAUUUCGAGCUUUUUUAUUAAACUGUCCGUUCAGAUUCGAGAGAGGUUCUGGACCGAACUUUACCGCACAUGUAUUUGUUUAAGCAAAGACAUGUUUGGUAUCUGACGUGUAAAUCAUCUCAUCUCAUCUCACCUCACCAACAUCGCUUGCACACUGGGUAAAAUAUAUAUAUCAAUCUCAAUCCCUUCUGUGUCAGACAAUUCAACCUGCAGAAUGUAGGCCACGCCCCCUUCACUCCCCCUCCUGGAGUAUGUUUAUUUUGUCACUUUUAAUUUGCUAUAUUUAUUUGUCAGAUUUAAGAAAUGAUGUUAAAGGAAAUGUUCCCACAAUGUGAAGGAGAAGCUGAGCUAGCUCUCGUUAACUUCAUUCAAAAUUCUAUCCGUUAAAAAUAGCCAAUUAAGAUCUCCUUCUUAAGAGUCUCCGCCCAUAUUUAUGUGUUAAAUAUCAGUAUUUUAUCAGAUGCCAUUCCACAGUGUGUUGAGUUUGAGUGUAUUUACAGCCAGAACAUUGAUUUCCUCCAGCGGUUGAAUCAGACAUCUCACUCGAGCCGAUAUCACGCAAGGUGUAACCGAGACACGCCCUUUUUUUAGACAAACUCCGCCCCCUGGGGCUUCUGAAUGGUGUGAAUACUGCAGCGUGAUUUCAGUAUUAAAUCCUCACUGCAUGUUUAACUCGAAUUCAGACACCAAACAUGUCUCCUCUGAUCGACUGCCUUUCUGUUCUGUUCUUUAGACCAAAGUGUUUACUUUUGAUCUGUAUUUGUUUCUCAUUUAUUUUGUUUACAUCAAGCAGGACCAUUUAAUUAUUUUUAUUUCCUUUAGUCUUAAUUUUUAUUUGAUUCUUUCAUGAGAAACUGCUGAAAUCCAGAUGCAGAGCACAUUACUGGAUCGAUGGUAUGUUUUAGUUCUUACAUAACCCUCAGAUAUCAGGUGUUUCCCGCUCUGCUCCGCAAUUCUGGCUUAUUUUAAAACUUGAAGAUGCUUCUUUAUGAAAAAAUAUUUGCCAAAUUUCCUUUUAUUUCCCCCCGCUAAUUCACAGGCAUUUCAUUUCUCUCCGUAGACUCGGCUGCUCGUCCUGAUUCGCUUGCGUUGAAUGAAAGAAUGUGUCUGUAAACAUGAAACUGGAAUGUUUUCCAAGCUGUUAGCCGUUAGCUAAGAUGUUUUUCAACAUUUUCAACUGGUGAGACGUGAGAUAUUGUAUAAGCAAAUAAUGACAAUAAAAAAAAACCUUUAUUACAGUG